This is a messenger RNA of Pungitius pungitius (ninespine stickleback), 3828 nucleotides long. RefSeq names its product zinc finger MIZ domain-containing protein 2-like. The record is from RefSeq and is a predicted model, not a curated record. Gene Ontology annotation, molecular function: SUMO ligase activity; zinc ion binding. Gene Ontology annotation, biological process: regulation of transcription by RNA polymerase II; protein sumoylation. NCBI's taxonomy places the organism in Eukaryota, Metazoa, Chordata, Actinopteri, Perciformes, Gasterosteidae. Gene Ontology annotation, cellular component: chromatin.
GCCCCCGCCCCCCUUUGACUACACCGGCAGCGAUGCGGAUGAAACCCAGCGGAUCCUCCGUGUGACUCCGGCCGCCUCUCGAGCUCCGUGGUCGAUCCGUCUUUUAGAGCUCAGUGCCCGGGGGAUGGUUUCUGCUCUCGGAUCCAGAUAUUCAGACGCAGGAGCCGGGAGAGGAGAGGGCUAGCUGGACGUAUUUAAACCCACGACUCCCGGGUUGACGCUGUAUUUUAUCGGGGACUUCUGUGGAUGUGUCGGGGGUGUUUAACGGGGUUCUCCCGGUUCUACUGUUUGGGUGCACUCGGUUCUUCAUGCCCCGGAGGCCCGGAGGAGCUCAGACUGCGGAGCCCCGGAGCAGAGCUCGGACUCCGGGGAAGUAGAGGAGGACUUGGUCCCUCUGCCCCCCCCCACCAUGAACCCUCUGAACCAGAUGAAGGGAGGACUGGGCAACAACCCUCACAGUGAGGGUUCGUACCCCUACGACCCCUCCAGCUGGCAGCAGCCCACCAAUCAGCCCACCGGAUCCCUCUCCGUGGUAACCACGGUGUGGGGCGUGACCAAUCCCUCGGCCAGUCAGGGAAUGGGCGGAGGGGGGAUGGGACCUGGAGCCAACCAAGGCGGGGGCCCCAUGAUGCAGGGCCCCGGGGGCCCCGGCAUGGCCGGGGGUCCUGGGGGCUACAUGGGCCAGCAGGGCUACGGCGAGCCCAGCAAAGGCUACAUGAACCAGGGCAUGUACGGGCGCCCGGCGGGGGGGUACGGCGGGGCCCCGGGGGGGUACUCCAGCAGUUACCCGACGAACCCCGGAGGCUCCAGAGGCUCCGCUGACUUCACUCAGGCCGCCGCCGCCGCCGCCGUCGCUGCUGCCGCCGCCACGGCAACGGCCACCGCCACGGCAACCGUCGCCGCCAUCCAGGAGAAACAGAACCAGGAGAUGAACUAUGGACAGAUGGGGGGUCAGGCCUAUAACAACCAGUACAUGACCCACUCCGGACCCCGCGGCCCCCCAGGCAUGGGCGCUGGAGGUAUGGGCCCCGGGCCUGGACCCAACAGAGGCCCUCCCUCCAUGGGCCCCAUGUAUGGACCAGGAGGGGGCCCCCAGAGAGUCCCUCAGCACCCAAACUACGGCCCCGGGCCCCAGCAGGGCCACCUGAGGCCCCCGCAGGGCCUGAAGCGCCACUACAGCUCUGAGUCCUUCCCGGGAAUGUCUCAGCAGUACGGAAUUCCUGGCGGCCCCAACGUGAUGUCGGGGCCCGCUGGCGCCGCUGGUUCCAUACCGGGUUCUGGCGGAGGCGUUCACAGCGCUCACGGGCCGUACGCCGGCCCCAACAUGCCGUACCACCCAGGUCCUGGAGGUCCAGGCCCCGCCCCCCAGCGCUCUGGCUCCUCCCCCUCCUACCAGACCCACAAGAUGUCCCUCCCACAGUACCCCCCAUCAGGGCCGCCCAACCCCCAGUACUACAAACAGGAACACUUUAACGGUCAGGCUGGAGCUCUCAGCGCCAUGACGACGGGAGGUGGAGCAGGUGUCUACAGCUCCUUCAACCAGCCGCCGGGGCCGGGCCGAGGGUUGCCGGGUUACCCCUCCUCUCCGGUCCCUGGGAACCCGACCCCCCCCAUCACCCCCAGCAGCUCCAUGGCCCCGCCCUACAUGUCACCUGGCAACACGGACGUAAAGCCGCCGCCCUCUUCCUUCCUCCCCGACAUCAAGCCCAAUAUGGCCAGUCUGCCCCCGCCCCCCCCGACAGGUAACCCUAGCGACGACCUGCGGCUGACCUUCCCGGUGCGUGACGGCGUGGUCCUAGAGCCCUUCAGAUUAGAGCACAACCUGGCUGUGAGCAACCACGUCUUCCAGCUGAGAGACUCCGUGUACAAGACGCUCAUCAUGAGACCGGACCUGGAGCUCCAGUUCAAGUGUUACCACCACGAGGACCGGCAGAUGAACACUAACUGGCCCGCCUCAGUCCAGGUAAGCGUCAACGCAACUCCUCUCACCAUAGAGCGAGGAGACAACAAGACGUCCCACAAGCCCCUGUACCUGAAGCAGGUGUGUCAGCCGGGCAGGAACACCAUCCAGAUCACUGUCACCGCCUGCUGCUGCUCUCACCUGUUCGUCCUCCAGCUGGUCCACCGUCCCUCGGUCCGCUCGGUGCUUCAAGGUCUGAUGAAGAAGAGGCUGCUGCCUGCAGAACACUGUGUCACCAAGAUCAAGAGGAACUUCAGCAGUGGUUCUGUCUCUGGGACCCCUGGGCUGAACGGAGAGGACGGCGUGGAGCAGACGGCCAUCAGAGUCCUUCUGAAAUGUCCCAUCACCUUCCGCCGCAUCCAGCUGCCCGCCAGAGGUCACGACUGCAGACACGUGCAGUGUUUUGAUCUGGAGUCGUACCUUCAGCUCAACUGUGAGAGAGGGACAUGGAGAUGUCCUGUGUGCAAUAAAACCGCUCUGUUAGAAGGUCUGGAGGUGGAUCAAUACAUGCUGGGAAUCCUCAUCUAUGUUCAGAACUCUGAGUACGAGGAGAUCUCCAUCGACCCGGUCUGCUGCUGGAAGCCGGUCCCGGUGAAGCCGGACCUCCACGUGAAGGAGGAGCCCGACGGGCCGGCUCUGAAGCGCUGCCGCACGCUGAGCCCGAGUCACAUGGUGCUGCCCAGCGUCAUGGAGAUGAUCGCCUCGCUAGGCCCCGCCCCCUCCUCGGCCGCCUCCUCCCCCAUGCCCUACCCCCCCCUUCCUGGGGGGGCCACGGGGGACUACCCAGGACCAGCUCCGUCCUAUCCCAGUCAACAUACUGGUUUCUCAGACUUCUCCAGUCCUGGGACUCCAGGCGUUGGGGGGGAUUUCUCCUCCCCCGGCCCCCCCCCUCUCUCCUACCAGUCUGAACUCUCCAGUGCCCUUCUCACCCCCGACAAACCCCCCCCCCACCCGCUCGCUGGACAGAUGUCCCUCUCAGGCCGCCUGGACUCCACUUCCCAUGGUGCUCCUCACCCCCAGCAGCAAUCGCAGAGUCACCAUGGCAACUCCCACAUGGGUGGGAGCAACAUGUUGAUGCAGCAACGCAGCAACCAGAACCCCCGUCUCCAUGGCGACGGCUCCUUCAGCCUCGGCGGGUCCACGGAGGUUCCUGAAGCUUCUUUGGAUUUGCUUCCGGAGUUGACCAACCCGGACGAGUUGCUGUCGUACCUCGGACCCCCGGACCUCCCCAACAACAACAACAACGACGACCUGCUGUCGCUGUUUGAGAACAACUGAAGACACACACACACACACACACACACACACACAGGAAGUAGCGGUAGCUAAAGAUUCUUGUUUUACUGUUUUUCGUCCUCUUUGUCCUCCGAUGGACGAAGCUCAGCAGCGACCAGGAGGAUUCUGGGAUUUGUUGUUUUUAAAUGUGAAGAUGAGCUUUGAACGUGGCUCACAAACAGGAAGUGACCUGAUGGAUCUCUUCUUCUGGCCUCGUAAUAAACGUUGUGAUUCAAAGAGUCCGAACUGAGUGGCAGAACUCUGACGUCAUGUGAUCUGGUUUCUCCAUUCGAUCAAUAAGCUGAUUGACGGCUGUCUUCAGAGGGAUGAGUUUCCUAUCCUCCCCCCUCCAGUGUAUUAUUAAACAUGAUUUUAUAUGAAUAUGAAUGAGGGGAAUGAGUCCAUUUACAUUUUUAUAUCUGUGUUUUUAUCAGAUAAGAUCUCUCACACACACACACACACACACAGUCGUCGCUCAUCGUCUUCCUCCUCUUCAUCAUUCAAUCAGUUGUAAAGUUGCUCGCCAUGCGUCCCGCUGGCUUCUGGGUAAAUAUCUGUUGAGUCUUUGUAAUUUAAUAAACACACUGGAAAGA